Molecule: messenger RNA, 1730 nt
Organism: Prionailurus viverrinus (fishing cat)
Lineage: Eukaryota; Metazoa; Chordata; Mammalia; Carnivora; Felidae
Gene: TMEM253
Product: transmembrane protein 253
Exons: 6
Coding region: 106-795 (229 amino acids)
Source: RefSeq, a predicted model, not a curated record
UACCAGACCCUGCUAGGAGCUCCAGGCCAGGCUGGGCCCCAUCUCCUUGGAGUAGCUCCUUCAGACUAGCCUAGGAAGCACUGAACUCCAGUGGUCAAGGGAGCCAUGGAGGAGAGAGCUGCCCAGCGGGAACAGGAGAGACCCAGUGUUCGUCUGGAAAAGCUACAGCACUGGGCAAGGCACAGGCAGAGUGGGCACCUCUUGGUGCUGGCGGUGAGCCAGCUAUGGCUGGCUGUGGCUGUGAUGCCCUUUGCUGUCUCUGUUGCCUGCCUGAAUUCUGCUUGUCACAUGGCCACAGCGCUGCCACUUGUGCCUGGAGCUUUGGGUCUCCUCACUGGGAUGGUUACCCUUGAGCUGCGCAGAUCACCCCGCCUCUGGAAGGUGCAGGCCAUGAUGAUACUCAACAUCUUCAAUCUGAUCUUGGGCUUCAUCGUGGUGGUGGUCGAGGUGAUGAAGACAGCCUUGGGGCCUGCCCCAACUGCCCCCUCCCAGCUGGCUGGCUUGCUGGUGGUGGAGCUCAGCGCUGAGACCUUCACCUUAGGGGGAGUGCUCCUCUCAGCGCACUCCCUAUUCCUGCUGAGCCAGAGGAAGCCAGGAUGCUGCCGGACCCAGAGUCUGCACUACCAGGAGCUGCAGGAGGUAUUCAGGGCUUGGAGGACAGUAUGGAGCAGUUACCUAGCAGCUGAUUUUUUCACUGGCUAUUGUGGUCAGUGGCACUUAAGGGAAAACCAUGGGGUUGGUGGGAGGUGGAGAGGGAGAAGGAGUUGUAGCCAGAAACUGGUUUUCUGGUUUUAGACGUUUCUCUCAUAGUGGUGGGUAAGAGGGAGCUGGGCGUCUAAAUGCCUGGGACUAGAAAUGUGGGACAGCGUUAGGAAGGUGCCUAAAAGGAAGGACUAUUGGAACAAGAAAAAAUGGAAGAACAGGAGGAAGUUGUUUCUGUCUGGGAUUCCCCCCUUUCUCACCCCUACAGUUUGCUCCCCUCACACCCAUCUGGCUCUUAGGGUCUCUCUGAGUUGGAGGAAGUUGCUGAUUUGGAGAAUGGCCCCACGGUGGCUAGCACAGCAAAUGGAACAAAUGAGUGAGCUGGCGAGGGGAGGCAGACAAGUCCUGCUCUGCUACCCGUCAGGAGCAGUUUCCAGACCCUCUUGUCCCCACUCCACAGAACUCAGAAGCUAGAUGAAGUCAGUCCUCUGAGACCUACAAGAAGUCCAGUGGAGUGCCUUCAAUUUCAUUCGGACUCGGCCCCUUUCUCUCCCCUUCCUCGCUAGGAGAAGCUAUACCUAAACCAGAGUAUUCCCUCACCUCACUAGCCUGAAAAGCUGCCCGCCUGCAGGACAUCCUUAAGCCAACUUUCAGCUGUACCCACUUCUCCCUUCCAUUCUUCCCCUCCUUACCCAUAGCCUCCCCAUACAGCUUCGCAUCUGUCUCAUCUCACUUAUUUCUCUUCUUUCCACAUUUCACAAUCCCAUACUCCAAGCCCGGGUUCCCGUAUGCGCCCACUCUUAGAAGUCAAUCCACGGGGGCUUUAGUUUUCUCUUUCGAUCCCGGUCCCUUCUACUCUAACAAAGACUACGAGUCCCAGGAUGCCCCUCUGCCCCCUGGCCUGAUGGGAAAUAAAGAGCCUUCCCUCCGGGAUGGGGGCGCUGUGCAUCUGCUGAGUGACGCGAGGCGUUGUAAAUCGGGGCCUAGCCGAGAGUUUCCUCGGACGCGACCACUGGCCCUGGGUGCAG